GUAGUUAGUUCAGUAUUCCAGCACUCGCAAGCAUCACCAGACGUGUCCUCCCACGCGCUUGACCUUGUGAUCAUCCGUUGCCGUAUAUUCGAUAGUGUUUUGUUGACUAAAUUCUUUUGUUUUGUUCAUUCAGUGUUUAGUGUUUUGAUUUGAAGAACAGUUAUUUCGAAGAAGGCUUAAGUGAACAGCACGACUGAACCUUGCAAAACGAGUGCUUGUGAAAUCCGCCUAAUGACCUUUUCCGUGAAGUGUAAAUAGUGUACUAAUUAUAAACAAAAAACCUUAACUGAAUAGGUAGUCAGUGAGUGCAAAGCAGAGGGAAAACACAGUUUUGGUUUCAAGCUCCAGUCAAAAUUAAAAGUAGCAAUGGGGGAGCCGAAGGACCUCGAGAAGCUACUGGUAGAGCUAAAAGAAUGGGUCGCCGCACAGCCUCACGUUCCUAAGGAUAUGGAUGACCAGCUCCUCCGCCGGUUCCUGCACAGCUGCUAUUACGACAUAGAGAAGGCCCAGAAGGCCAUCGAAAGCUUCACGAGCCUUCGGGCGUCGACGCCGGAGCUCUUCGUAAAACGGGACCCAAUGUCGCCGCAAGUGCAAAACGCCCUGAAAAUUGUGAACCUAGGCCAGGUAAAAGCACCAGGCAACCGCAACCUUUUCAUCUGGCAACUAAACGACCCUGGCCUCGAGAACUACGACUAUCUGCAGGAUGCCCGCAUGUUCUUCCUUACCACAGAUGCCUGGCUACUUGAAGAAAAGAAUCUAGAAGAGCAUGACAUCGCCAUCUUGGAUGUAAAGGAUAUCACACUGAAAAUUCUGACCAAGAUAAACCUGUCUCUAGCGAAAAAACUGUCCAAAUAUCAGGAGGAAGCAAUGCCGAUCCGGCUAAAGCAGGUCCACGUGAUAAAUGCGCCACCCUUCAUCGACAAGGUGUUCUCCAUCAUGAAGCAGUUCAUGAACAGAGAUAUGAGCGAAAUGAUCCAUUUCCACGUGCCCAAGUCAGAUACGCUGUUCAAGUACUUCAGCCGCGAUGAGCUGCCUAAAGACUUCGGCGGCAACCUGGAAUCCUUAGAGUACUACAACCAAAGGCUGCAUAACGUCCUCUUGAAACAUAGGGAAACUCUAAGCAAGGACGACCUUUGGAGAGCGCCCGAGAAGAAAUCCAAGAAAUCUAAGGGCUCGAAGAAAGAAUUAGUCGUAGACGUCCCCGAAGUGGAUUCAUUCCGUUCCCUUGCCAUAGACUAAAAAAGGCAAAACAUAGAGUUCGUCAAAAGCGCUUCACACACCUUACUUAAUUCAACUGAUGACAGGGACGCAGCUAUACGUUAGACACCAUCUAAGGACGAGCCUUACUGGUAAUACUCGUAGUAAUGCGGCCAGUACCAGUACAGCGUAUCACGCACACGAACUCGAGCCAAUCGUGCAGCCUAACGUCAUAACGCGACUGGUUGAUGAGUUCGCAUCACGCGCGCGAUUGGUCGCAACUAGUUGCGUUAGACUGCACGAUUGGCUCGAAUUCGUGAGCGACACCACUGAACUAGCACCAUUCUUAGUGCCGCUAAGGCCCGUCCUUAGAUAUAUGUCAAUAUUAGACACGGUAGAGGUAGGUUUUUGCAUCUUACUACUACGUAUUGGUGGAUCCUUGUCGUGUCGUCGCCAUUACUGAAUUUAGUAAGGUGUGUGAAGCGCUUAAGCUAACCUUGUACUGCACCGACUUUUGCGGAACCAUGUGUAGAAGAAUAGCCGUCACACAUUCGUACAAAUAUGACAUUUACAGUGAUAUUUCCAAACUUCGUCGUUGCAAAUGGAGUUAGCUGGGUUCGAUUCUAAGAUUCUCUGUGCAUUUUACAAGUUAGCAAAAAUACGACUGAUAUACUUACUUGUCGAUUGCUCAUGCCCCAAUAGUAUUAAUUAAGUACCUAAUUAUUGUAAUCUGGUAAACCAAUUUGUUAAUAUAAAAAGGCGCGAAAUUCAAAUUUUGUUUGGGAGGCGAAACUUGCGCGCCUACAUUUUUUUCAAAUUUGCUGCCUUUUUCUACUAACAGUGUUGGUUUGCCAGACUGUUUUAUUUUUGGAUAUACAUAUUUAAUUAAUAUAUUGACGUUGUUAUUCAGAACCGUGUGUGAGACACAUGGGCAGUGGGUUAGGUAGUGUGUAAAUAGUUUAAAAUGUUUAGAUUGUAUCUUUUAUAUCUUUAUCUUGGACUUAAUCGUUCGUAAAAUUUCGCUACAGAUAAUUGCACAAAUUGAAAUUGAAUUUUAGUUAUACAUUGCUCUACUUCACAUGCUUAUACCUACUAUAAGUAGAUAAGUAUUCAUUAUAAACGUUCUCUAGCUGUACUCUGUAUCUUUAGUUUAGAUAUUAAAUAAAAGUAAGCAAAAUCUACCCUCAAAUGGCUCAUUAAGCCAGUUGAAGGUAGAUGAAAACAUUACAUGAUCAAGUAAUGUAGGUUAAAUUCAGGUCGUUUUGUAUUUGGUUGGUUAACCAAUAAAUUUUAUAACUACCCGAAAAUGUACGAAUUGUUUGUUUACUUUUAAAUAAAUACCUAAAGAUACAGAG
Molecule: messenger RNA, 2552 nt
Organism: Cydia pomonella (codling moth)
Lineage: Eukaryota; Metazoa; Arthropoda; Insecta; Lepidoptera; Tortricidae
Product: alpha-tocopherol transfer protein-like
Exons: 9
Coding region: 367-1239 (290 amino acids)
Cellular component (GO): membrane
Molecular function (GO): phosphatidylinositol bisphosphate binding
Source: RefSeq, a predicted model, not a curated record